GUCAUUGAGUUUUGUCAUAAACCACAGAAUGAGUAAGGUACAUCUUUCUAAAGAUGAACUGUCGGAGAUACAAAGGACGACUUCUUUAACGGAGGCCCAAGUACUUCGUUUGCACAAGAGUUUUGUAAAGCUUGAUCGAAACAACACCGGUUAUCUUUCUUGGAAAGAGUUUAGCUCCACACUGGCGUUGGAAUCGAAUCCUUUAGUAGGUCGUGUUUUUAUGGUGAUGGAUAUGAAUGGUGACAAAAAUCUACACUUUACAGAAUUUGUGAAAGCAUUCUCAGUCUUUUCCUACCAAGCCGAUAAAAAGGAAAAGCUUCAUUUUGCCUUUAAAAUGUAUGAUAUUGAUGGAGACGGUAAAAUCAGCAAUAAAGACUUAUAUCAGGCACUACGAAUUAUGGUCGGUGCUAAUUUGACGGCCAUGCAGCUCCAGCAGAUAGUGGACAAAACUUUCAUUGAAGUUGACACCGAUCGUGAUGGGUAUAUUACCUUUGAGAACUUUGAAACCCUAGCGAAUAGCGGUCAUUUCUUGGAUCGUUUGAAUUUGAACUUUUGAUAGGAUUCAAACUUUCCAUUAGCGGUAUAAUUUUAUUUUUAUUAAAAUUGAAUUAAUAUGCUUCACCAUGUUGCUUUUGUUUUCCCUUUUCAUUUAUUCGAAAGUUUGCAUUUUCGUUUAGUGACUUACUUAAUUUAUCUCUACCGAAUAGGAAACGAGAUCUGAUCGUAUAUAUGUAUAUAUAUAUAUAUAUAUAUAUCUGUAUUUAUAUAUUUAUAUUAAAAUGGAAAAAGGAAAAAUAUAUUGCUUUUACUGAUGCUGAACUUUGGGUAGCUCUCGGGUGGCUACUAUGA
Phytomonas sp. Hart1 is the source of this 849-nucleotide messenger RNA. Lineage: Eukaryota; Euglenozoa; Kinetoplastea; Trypanosomatida; Trypanosomatidae. The record is from the annotation of a GenBank genome assembly.